Messenger RNA from Amyelois transitella, 1457 nucleotides. Its product is annotated as serine protease inhibitor swm-1-like. The record is from RefSeq and is a predicted model, not a curated record. The transcript has 4 exons. Lineage: Eukaryota; Metazoa; Arthropoda; Insecta; Lepidoptera; Pyralidae. Bases 41 to 742 code for a protein of 233 amino acids.
CUUGAUAGUCGUGCACGAAUUCUGAUAAUAUUAUUUGAAAAUGUCAAAGUGUGAAAAUUUUGUGAUUAUAUUCUUUGGGCUGAUAGCCCUGGCGGCUGGUAUUUUCAUAACGAAAGAUGAGUGCCCAGCAAACGAGGAGUACCUGCUCUGCGGCUCUGCCUGUCCCUUCAACUGCACAGAUCCUAAAGGACCAGUGACAUGUUCAGACGACUGUGUUGAAGGGUGCUUUUGCAAGACCGGCUUUUUGAGGGACGUGAACGGAACAUGUGUUAAUGCUGACCAAUGUAUUGGUGAUAAAAACCCGGUUUGCGGAGCCGAUGAGGAGUUCCUCUCAUGCGGCACCGCUUGCCCUGGUACCUGCGCCAACCCUGACCCCCUCGUUUGUGGACUAGCAUGCAGCAUGGGUUGCUUCUGCAAGUCUGGAUAUGUCAGGGAUGAGGCCAGCGACACUUGUGUCACAUUGGACAAAUGUCCACCAGAACAAUGCUUCAACAAAAACGAAGUCUACGACAUUUGCAAAGCCAACUGUGAACCAUCUUGUUCUGAUCCAGAGCCAAUUUGCACUCAAAUCUGCCAAGGGGGGUGCAUUUGCUCAUCUGGGUUACUUCGCAAUGAUAAUGGAGACUGUGUGAGUGUUGAUAAGUGCCCUAAAGGUAACAGCACCGACCCUGGAUUAUUGGGAAGGUACCUCAAUGUGAUCAAUAGAAUUAUCAACUUGUCUAGUGUGAACGGAGCGAAUUGAGUUAAGAUUAACUACUCGAAGAUUUAGUACCUGGUUGACCGAGCUUUGCUCUACCAGAGAUGGCGCUGAUAUAGUUUCAUAAAACGCGGCUUUUAAAAUGUUUAUAUAUCUUGGGAACCGAGCUUUUCUCGAACCUAGGACCUUGAUAAAUCGAUUCCUUGAGCCGUAAAGCCCCUAAUCUGUAACUUUCAUGAAAAUCGUUGGAGCCGGUUUCGAGAUCCUGAUUAUAUAUAUACAAGAAUUGCUCGUUUAAAUAUAUUAGAUAGAUUAGAUUAAUACAUUAUUUUGUUAGUAAUAAUCUAUUUUAGAUACAUAGGUAUAUAAUUUAAGUAAGUCCUCCUUCGGCCCAGUACCAAGGACGCUUUUCUGAGCUAUGUACAUUAGUUUGAGUGGUAACCGAUGCUAUUACGAUGAGGGAAAACAUCGUGAGGAAACCUUCAUAUUCAGGCAAGUGAAUGUGUAACCAUAUUUAUAUUAUAUGUGUAAAACAUGUAAAAUGUGUAAAACAAAUAUUAUUUGUCUUCAUUGCAUGUUGUAAUUCAUAUCAAUCAAUAAAUAUAUUUUAGUUAUACUUUGGAAAUAAGUUAGAACUUUAUGUUCACGAAUAAGUUUACAAUAAUAUAUAGAGACAAGUAACAACUAAUUUAGAAUUUAAGGCUCAUUAUAAUUUUAUUUCUAAUAUUAUCCAGUAAAAUAUUGUAAAUACUUUUAAACA